CUCCUCCUCCCGGUCCUCCCCCUCUUCCAGCCUUGGCGUUCCCGCCCCCCUGCCUCGGUCCUCGAAGCGGCAGCCGGGCUCAGCCGCCGUUACCACCGCCACAGCCGCGCCUGACGGCGGAGGAAGAAGAACAGGAGGAGGAGGAAGAGGAGGAGGAGGAGGCGCAGAGGCCGGCCCUGCUCCCGGUUGCCUCCCUCCUUGCGCGGAUCCGGCCCUCUCGCUCGCCGCAGCGCCUAGGCCUCUUCCACCACCGGAGCCGUCCCGGGCACCACCGGGAGAAGCGGAGGCGGCCGCCCGUCGCUCGCCGCGCCCGCCCUCCGUCUGUCCGUCGGGCCUGGAACCCGCGAUGUUUUAAAGCCACCCCUCGUUUCUUCCCCCGGCCUGGCCUGGGGGGGGGUCGGGGGGGUCGGCCACCCCCGUCGGGCGGACAGAAACCCACCGGGGAGGAAGAGGAGGCGAGACGGGGCGGCCCGGGCCGUGAAAUGACACCUCCUCGCCGCCGCCGGUAACCGGAGAACCCGAAGCGUCGGUCGCGGGGAACGGCGGAGAGGCGCGGAGCCUCCGGCGCGGCCAUGCUCUUCCACAGCUUAGCCGGUUCCGAAAUGCAGGGCGUCAUCGACGAGAUGGACCGGAGGAGCAAGGCAGACGCGCCCGCCAUCACUUCGGUCAUCGACCGCGGCGAAACCGAAACGCACGCUAUGCCGUCGGUCAGCAGCGAGCGAGCCGCCCUGUGCGCCGGCUGCGGGGGGAAGAUCUCGGACCGCUACUACCUCCUGGCGGUGGACAAGCAGUGGCACAUGCGUUGUCUGAAGUGUUGCGAGUGUAAGCUGAACCUGGAAUCCGAGCUCACCUGUUUCAGCAAAGACGGGAGCAUUUACUGCAAGGAAGACUAUUACAGGAGAUUCUCCGUCCAGCGCUGUGCCCGCUGCCACUUGGGCAUCUCCGCCUCGGAGAUGGUGAUGCGCGCCCGAGACUCGGUUUACCACCUGAACUGCUUCACCUGCUCCACCUGCGCCAAGAUGCUGACCACCGGCGACCACUUCGGCAUGAAGGACGGGCUGGUUUACUGCCGCCUGCACUUCGAGGCGCUGCUGCGAGACGAGUACCAGCUCCAUUUCAACCACGCCGAGGGGGUGGCCGGCAAGGGCCCCGCGCUCGGGGCCGCCGCCCCGCUUGGCCUGCCCUACUACAACGGCGUGGGCACCGUGCAGAAGGGGAGGCCCAGGAAACGGAAGAGUCCGGGUCCCGGCGCCGAACUGGCUGCCUACAACGCAGCCCUGAGUUGCAAUGAGAACGACGGCAGCCCCCUGGAUCGAGACCAGCAUUACCCCAGCAAUCAAAAGACCAAACGCAUGCGGACUUCCUUCAAACACCACCAGCUGCGGACAAUGAAAUCCUAUUUUGCAAUUAACCACAAUCCGGAUGCCAAGGACUUGAAGCAGCUCGCGCAAAAAACGGGAUUAACCAAAAGAGUCCUCCAGGUCUGGUUCCAGAACGCCCGAGCCAAAUUCCGACGGAACCUCUUACGCCAGGAGAACACGGGAGUGGACAAGGCGUCCGAUCCGGCCCUCCAGGCGGGCACUCCGUCGGGACCAGCUUCGGAGAUCUCCAACACCUCCCUGAGCCCCUCCAGGACUCCCACCACCCUCACAGACCUGACGAACCCUAACAUGCCUUCCGUGACCUCGGUCUUGAAUUCCGUGUCCGGCAGUUUGGACGUCCACGAAUCCCGCAGCCCUUCACAGACGACGCUGACCAACCUUUUCUGAUGACCAACUCAAUUCCUCACCAAUGGUGGUUUCCAUUUGAAGGAAGGAAAUUAUUCUUAGUCAAAUUCCAAAUGGAUUUUUUUUUUAAAGAAAAACAAAGAAAGAAAUAAAACUUGGGACCGAUCAAAUCUG
Messenger RNA from Pantherophis guttatus, 1901 nucleotides. It is a transcript of the gene LHX2, whose product is annotated as LIM homeobox 2. Gene Ontology annotation, cellular component: nucleus. NCBI's taxonomy places the organism in Eukaryota, Metazoa, Chordata, Lepidosauria, Squamata, Colubridae. Gene Ontology annotation, molecular function: DNA-binding transcription factor activity, RNA polymerase II-specific; RNA polymerase II transcription regulatory region sequence-specific DNA binding. The record is from RefSeq and is a predicted model, not a curated record. Gene Ontology annotation, biological process: neuron differentiation; regulation of transcription by RNA polymerase II.